This is a messenger RNA of Amphibalanus amphitrite, 3131 nucleotides long. RefSeq names its product angiogenic factor with G patch and FHA domains 1-like. The transcript has 11 exons. The record is from RefSeq and is a predicted model, not a curated record. The coding region runs from base 737 to 2881 and encodes 714 amino acids. Gene Ontology annotation, molecular function: nucleic acid binding; protein binding. Lineage: Eukaryota; Metazoa; Arthropoda; Thecostraca; Balanomorpha; Balanidae.
GCAAAACAUAACUCUGCAGGGCCGUGUAUAUAGGUUAUCUCGAUGGCGGCCUCAGGCCCGGUGUCACGGUCCAUUCAGUCUAAACUGGCCCAGCUGAAGCCAUGUCACUUGGAGAUAAUUAACGAGUCAUUCAUGCAUAACGUGCCAAAAGGGUCUGAAACACACUUCAAAGUGGUAGUUGUCAGUGAAGAAUUCCAGCAGAAGCCUCUGAUACAGCGCCACCGUAUGGUCAACAGUCUUCUGAGCGAGGAGCUGGCCUCGGGAGUACACGCCCUCUCCAUAGUGGCGAAGACCCCUGACCAGUGGUCUUCAACACAGAAGGUAGAGCCGAGCCCCAACUGUAUGGGAGGCUUUGGAAAGUAGAGAGACUGAAACGAACUGGAUAGUAGUGGCGGCGAUAAGCGCCGUGUUUAGUGCUGAUUGAGGAGAAAAUAGUGACGGAAAGAAGUGAAAAAUAGUGCUGAAACGAGAAUAUAGUGCUGACAGUGACGGAAAGAAGUGUCGUGGAGAUCGUGUUGAUUGAGGGUAGUAAUCAAAGUGAAAGAAUGAGUUGCAAUUGACUGAUAAAUGCCGUAGGACGUCUCCGAAAUAGUUACGAAGACCGGAAGGGAGUGGUGUUGUGUCGGAUCACAUCAAAAUUGUGUUGAAACAAUCGAGCACAGUGCGUGGUUUCCGUGAUUAACCGUAGCGCGAUAACAGAUUGAUGAUCGCUGUUGGACCAACCUCGCACCCCUGAAUGGACUGGCUGAGCCUCCGUCUAUCGAACAUGAGACUAGAGGAAAGAGUCAAACGGGAGAAAAAUAACACCCGACGACUCGGUAAGCUAGUCACUAGUGACGUCAUGGAGACUGAUGGUGACGUCAUAGAUGGCGAAGGUGACGUCAUGAGUGCCAGUGGUGACGUCAUUAGGCAGAAUGUCGAUGCUUCUAGCGGCGAAGAGGCGAGAUGUUGUGCGGGUGAUGCUUUAGAAGUAUCUGAAAAAGAAGGCUCCGAUGGCAUUGAAAUUCCUGUAAAUUCUGACAAAAAUGAAGUCAUGGAUGUAAUUGACAACUCCAGCAAUGGAGGUGACGUCAUAUCAUCGAUUGCCACUGCUGACUCUAAGCCGGAUGACGUCACAGAAGCCGUCGCCGAUGACGUCUCCACGCUAGAAAACGCGUCAGUCAUGUCCGUCCGUGCCUCACCCGUGCCCGCUGACGUCACGAUAGCACCAGAUGACGUCACACUGGGUCUGGAUGACGUCACUGAUACGGUAGUUGCCAAUAGUGACGUCACACUCAGCGAUGUGACGUCAUCGGAUGACGAUGAAACACCAGAACAGUUGAGAGAAAGAUGUAGAAGACAGAAGAGACAACUGAGAGGUCUCAAACGGAGACUAGAGCAGCUGCAGAGGGAGAAUGCCGCUCUGCGCAUGCGCCGUGACCCAGAGGAGGUCGUGGCGGAGGGGGUGAAGGAAGACACGGCACUUGACCCGGCGGCCAUAGUGGAAGAUAUCAAACAGGCCGCAGCAGAGACAGCCGCGCAGCUGGCGCCAUCUGGACUAGUGUUCGAGCCGGAGACGGGCCUGUACUACGAUCACGACUCGGGAUACUACUGGGACGCUAGUGCCCAGAUGUACUACGAUGGGACCAAUGGAUACUAUUUGAGGUAUGACGAAGUCAGCGCCUCGUACGUAUACGUCGAACCCGCUGCCAACGCCUCAGCCACUCCAGUCGACCCCUCAAAGCAGCCCUCCUCCCCUAAAGACCCUUCUGAAGAGCCUUCUGCGGCACCCCGGAGGAAACGUUCCUCCGGGGAAGAGUUGGAAGAGGGAGAGAUUGAAGAGGAAGAGGAGGAGGGAGAGAGAGUGGAGUAUCACUGGACGGGGGAGGAAUAUUGGACAGAGCGGAGGGAGAGGUGGAGAGAGCGUGAGAGGAGGGAAGAGGUGACGAAGGUGGAGCAGAGAACUCAAUACCAGGCACGCGAGACCUCCACACCGGCAGUGAUAGAGAGUGGUCCCCGGUCACCGAUACCAACUGUGACCGAGCCGCCCUGGCUGAGGAUGAUUGUCACAGAGACCAAGCUGGCUGAUCUCCGCGUGGGCUCUCUGCAUAUCGCCACCAUAGACGGCCUGACGGUCGGACGGGACACCUCACAACAGCUCUGUCUGAAUGACACAAACCUCAGCAAAUUUCACGCGGUAAUUGGCUACCGCGCCGAGUCAGCUGACACGGUGGGCGGGGCUAGCGGUGGGUACUACAUCCGGGACCUGGGCAGCAGAAACGGCACCUUUGUCGAUGAUAAACGGAUCUCGGUGGCCAAACAGGAGUCUGAGGACACCGCUCUACCACACGGCUGUGUUCUCCGUCUGGGCGGCACGUGUCUCAUGUGCCACGUGCACGUGGCAAACGACACGUGUCUUGAAUGUGAGCCUGGCCAAACACAACAAAAACUACCUUCAACACUUAUCCCGCCGGCUGCGGCGGUGGGCGACGCGCGACUACAGCGCCGCCAGGUGGCCAAGCGCAUCAAACAGAAGUACGGUCUGCGCGCGGGAGAUGGCGCUGUGGUCGAACUAGCGCCUGGGUACUCCGACCGCGCAGCUGAGCGGCGUCAAACCAAAGGUUCAGCGCAUCAUUCUGAGAAAACACAGACCGCGGAUAUACGCCAGAAACUACCGGAGAAAAACAAAGGCUUUCAGCUUCUGCAGAAAAUGGGAUGGAAAGAGGGAUCAGGGUUGGGGAGAGAGGGGCAGGGGAGGGUAGAGCCGGUGCUGGCAGAGGAAAGAGCCGAGAGGCGGGGACUGGGCUGUGAGGAAGUUGUGGCUCCGGUGGUUGGCAAAAAACAGCAGCGGAAAACGGAAGUGUGGCAGAAAACGCAGGAGCGAUUCAGUAAGCUCGUGUGAUUUCAAGGGACGUCCUGUGAUUUGAGGAGUUGGGAUGGACAUAAGACGUUUCAUGCUUUAGUUUGGCAGUGAUUGACUAUCAUGUUAUCACUUGACACUUAUCGAUGAUUGCGAGCGAUUUCAUAGACCUUUGUGUUCAAAUAAAGGUCUAUGAUAAUUUGAAUGUCGAAUUGUUUGUUUCAUCGUUGCUGAGUGAAUGUAGAAGUGCUUUCUUGUCUUGUAAGUCUGGUAAUAAACGCGAUGAAUUUCG